AGACCAAUCAACACCCAAGAUUUAAAAAAUGAAUGAGAUCGACGUUUUUGUUGGUAACAACUGUGUAAUAUCACCAGAAAUUUAUGAACUUUGGCUGAAAGGAUACACAGCUCCGGAAGCUGCGAGAAUUCAACAAAAUAAAGUAGCUCUCAAAGUGUAUGGUGCGAACUUUGAAGAUCUCUUUAGUGAUAUUGUCGACUAUUAUCGCAUAUUUACUGGCCUGGAAGAAAUGUUGAAAACACCACCCAGAUUAAGUCACCAACUGGUUUAUCAGUUUGAUCCUGAUACAUUACACAUGUUGAUUCAAAAAUACUACAGUUUUGAUGCUCCAUUGAUUCGAGAGAUAUUUGGACAUAAAUUAAAUUCUCGCAGUAGGAAAGAUCUGGAUGACCUAAGUGAAGAAACUGACAUUCCUGUGCGCAAUUGUAGAAGACAGUUUGACAAUGCCAAGCGAUUUUUCAAAACAGUUGAAGAAUUGAGUGGCCGUUUGGUAGAUAACAUUCAAACACUUUUUUGUCUAUCUGAAGAAUUGGCCAAAGCAUAUGCUGCUAUAGUAUUUAUCACAAACAACAGAUUUGAAACUGGCAAAAAAAAGUUGAGCUACCUUAGUUUUGAAGAUUUUGCUGUCUGUGCCAAUUACAUGAUCUCUAACUGGUCUUACAGUUCCGAAGAAUGUCAGAACCAUGAGGAUAUGGAUGUGGACAUGGACAGAGACUUCCUGCUGGAUCUUAGAGAGUUUAAGGUUCUCAUGGAAAGAGAGUAUGCAGAAGAGCACAGAAGUUUAAUGAUUCGUACACUACAGCCUGUUAUGAGAGAAAAGGUUCUUACUGAAAUGGAUGCUAAUUUUAGAUCAGUAUCAAAGACCAUUAUAAAUAUUGCAAGUGGUUUAAAUCAUAGCAAGGAAUCAAGAGAUAUUUUCAUUGAUGUGCUUGAAAAGUUAAUUGAGCCUUGGCAACAACUAUCAUUGACCAUGCAAGAUGCCAUGUAUUUUCUCAAUGCUUUCAAAGAAACGGCUUUACAACUUGAUAUUUUUCGAUCUUCUCCCAAGCUGGUGAAAGUCUGGGAGAGGUACAUGAUGACCUUCAAUCCAUUGGUCUUACAAAUGUACCCAAAGUAGUUUGUAGAAUUAUUUGUGCAUGUAAUGUAAAUAAAUUGCUUUG
This is a messenger RNA of Physella acuta, 1160 nucleotides long. Its product is annotated as acidic fibroblast growth factor intracellular-binding protein-like. Gene Ontology annotation, cellular component: nucleus. Lineage: Eukaryota; Metazoa; Mollusca; Gastropoda; Physidae. The record is from RefSeq and is a predicted model, not a curated record.